Molecule: messenger RNA, 687 nt
Organism: Ambispora gerdemannii
Lineage: Eukaryota; Fungi; Glomeromycota; Glomeromycetes; Archaeosporales; Ambisporaceae
Source: the annotation of a GenBank genome assembly
AUGGCAAGCACACGGGAACUGUUGGGGAAGGCGGAGAGGGAGUUAGAGGACGCGAAGGCAGCGUUAAAGGAGUUUAAGGAAGGAGCGGAUGGGCAGUGGCUGGAACGAGCCGAGUGGAAGGAGGAGAGGGACAAGCUGGAGGAAGAAAAGAAGCAGCUGGAGGCGGAGGUUACUAAGUGGAGUGACCGUGUGGGGGAUAUACUUGUAGCAAACGCUACUCAACCAGAUUUUACCAUCAGCGACGAGUUUGAAGACUUGGCUACUGCACCAUUUGCCACAAAAAUACCUAUUGAGAGUAUUUGCUACAAGAAUUGGAAAGGUAUUAUUGGUGACAGAGUAGAUAACUAUUUCAUAGAUGGGAAUGCUAAUGGAACUAGUGGCUCGAGUCUAUCAUAUAAGUGUCAGUCUGCUUUAGAACAAGAUCAUUCUGGUUCAGAGAAUGCAUUAUUGAGUAGAUACGAUCAUUUAGUGCGCGAUAUUUGGUGCGAAUUAAGCAAGAAUACUCGACCCGAUGUAGUGGCAUGGUUAAACAGCGUCUUGAUCUUUAAGGCAGAAGAGAAACAAUUUGCUUCUGAUAAGGCGGAGGCUGAGCAAGAAUUACUAGAUAAGAUGGAAUUCUGGAACAGGGCAACAUAUAUUCUUGCUUAUGCCGCGGCAGAAAAUCUUUCGCAAUCACGAGAGAGAUGA